AUGUUAUCACAUAUUUCACAUUCAUCCUUUUUAAGAUUCUUUUCAAAAACACCAACAGAACAAGAUUUAAUGCUUUCUGGAGAGCUUUAUGAUUCAAAAGAUCCGGAAUUACGUUCAUUGAGGACAACUGCUAGAAAUUUAUGCAUAGAUUAUAAUAAAACAUGGCCAUACGAAAAAGAAAAACGCAAACAAAUUCUAAAAUCAUUAUUUAAAGACGACACAGAUGUUUACAUUGAACCUCCAUUCAAAUGCGACUAUGGAAGUAACAUUAAACUCGGCAAAGGAAUUGUAAUGAACUACAAUUGCACCAUUCUUGAUGCGUGCAAAGUAGAAAUCGGUGACAGUGUUUUAAUUGCACCUAAUGUUUCAAUUUUCACAUCAAAGCACCCUAUCGAUGGAACUUUGAGAAAGAGCAAAGAGUUUGUAUCCCCAAUCAAGAUUGGAAACAAUGUUUGGAUUGGUGGAAGUUCAACAAUUUGUCCAGGCGUUUCUAUUGGAGAAAACAGUGUCAUUGGGGCAGGAUCAGUUGUUACUAAAGAUAUUCCGGCUAAUUCUGUUGCAGUUGGAAAUCCUGCUCGAGUUAUUAAGAAGAUUGAAGUUAUGAACGAGUAA
This is a messenger RNA of Trichomonas vaginalis G3, 612 nucleotides long. RefSeq names its product serine O-acetyltransferase protein. The record is from RefSeq and is a predicted model, not a curated record. NCBI's taxonomy places the organism in Eukaryota, Parabasalia, Trichomonadida, Trichomonadidae. The coding region runs from base 1 to 612 and encodes 203 amino acids. Gene Ontology annotation, molecular function: galactoside O-acetyltransferase activity. The transcript has a single exon.